Molecule: messenger RNA, 2374 nt
Organism: Pimephales promelas (fathead minnow)
Lineage: Eukaryota; Metazoa; Chordata; Actinopteri; Cypriniformes; Leuciscidae
Biological process (GO): protein phosphorylation; lipoprotein metabolic process; lipid transport
Cellular component (GO): extracellular region
Molecular function (GO): lipid binding; ATP binding; protein kinase activity
Source: RefSeq, a predicted model, not a curated record
AAACAUUAAUGACUCAGACUGGUUUUGCUGCCUAAAUCUAUAAGCGACUUUCUUCUUCAAGAAACAAGUCCUCAGUCGAGUAGCUUAUAAUAAGAAGAUUGUCAACUCUGGAAAGAGAGAAGGAAUAUACACUAAAAGAAAAGAGAAGUAUUGUAUAUGUACACGUGUGUUUCAACACGACAGUGGAUAGUUUUUAUUGUGACGCUGUAAAGCAGAAAUCCCCCUGUUUUAUCAAUCUUCAUCCUUCAUUAGUUCUCAAUCAGGUCAGGACUGCAACAACAGGGAUGGCUGAGUAUUACAAACUCUCAGACAUCGGUGCUGUCAGCGGGUCCUCAAAUCACAGCGUUUCUCCUGGCGUGAUCAAAGUGGUACAAGAACAUGGAUACACAAUCGAGGACCAGCUUGGACGAGGGGCUUCAGGAAUAGCGUUUCUGGUGAAAGACGCAGAUGGAGAUCUUUAUGUGGUCAAACAGAUGAACUCCAGAGAUGAGGAGGAACUGGAUUCUGUCAAAAAGGAAGUCGAGAUCCUGAAAACUCUGCAGUUUGGAUAUGUUGUUACUUAUGUGGAUUCAUUUGAAGAUAAAGACGCGGGACGCAUUUAUAUUGUGAUGGAGUAUUGUGAAGGAGUAGACCUUUCAAAAAUCAUGGAAAAACAGAAAGAUGAGAGUUUUUUUGAAGAAAAACAGGUCCUCGACUGGCUGGUUCAGAUUUGUCUGGCUCUGCAAUAUCUACAUGAGAAGAACAUUCUUCAUAGAGAUAUUAAACCUCAGAAUGUCUUCCUGACUAAAGAUGGUUACAUCAAUCUAGGAGAUUUUGGAAGCUCAAAAGCAUUGGAAAGAACUAAUGAAUAUGCUAAUUCAAUUGUGGGAGCAAAGCCCUACAUCAGCCCAGAAGUUUAUAAGAAGAAAUAUAAUUUCAAGAGUGACAUAUGGUCAUUGGGAUGGUUGCUCCAUGAUCUCUGCAUGCUUGAUGUGUGGGCAGAUGACAUGCAGCGUAACAUACUUCAUUCUAUGAGCAUGGCAGGGAAACUCCCUCACGUCUCAGAGAGAUACUCAGAGGAACUACGGGAAUUAAUCGGUCAAAUGCUCAGCCCUGACCCUAAAGACAGACCUUCAGCUGAAGAGAUUCUAGCAAAACCGUUCCUGACAGAUGCGGUAGACAGAAACAGCAGAAUACCAGAGGCACUGCUACAGACUUUCACCAAGUCCAUCAGCGCCUUUGAUGGGGCCUACAACAGGCACUAUGAAGACCUCGAGGGUUUAGUUAGGGAGUGGGGAAGAACAACAGAUUCAAUGGAGUCUGCGCAUUACAGCGCCACAGCGGGGAGUCUGUCCGGGUCAGUGAUCGGAGCAGCGGGAGGAAUCACGGCAUUAGUUGGUUUAAUCUUGGCUCCGUUCACUCUUGGGGCGUCUCUGAUUGUUACCGGUGUUGGUGUUGGAGUGGGAGUUGCAGGUGGAGUAACUGGUGCUGCAUCCACCAUUACUAAUACUGUACAACAAAAAGCAUUCAGAGAGAGCCUUGAACAAAUUCAGCAGAAGUAUGAAUCUGUAAGCGAACCAAUUCUCACACCACUGAACACGCUGAGAAAGGUACUGAGAAAAAUUACAAAGUUCAGUGUUUUUUUCGGCAACUCGACUUUCGACAAUGUAAAAAUAUCAUGCAAUUUAGACAGGAGAAAUGUUUUGUGUGCCACACAACUCUUGAAUUUAGGUCUGUUGGCAAACAUCAGCAGAAUUGCUACUCAGACCGCAAGAGUAGGUCGGGUUGUAGCCGAAGCAUUCUCAGGAGUGUUAAGCGGACUACUAGUCAUCCUUGAUGUCGCCUUCAUAGUGCUGGAUUCUGUAGACAUUCACCAGAUGAGACAGGGAAAUGUAGAUGAUCCGGAAAAGGUCAAGUCCAGUGUCCUCAAAUCCAUUGCAGAGAUGAGGAGAACACAUAAUGAGCUUUGCAAUGUCCAGACGGAAAUAAAAAAAACAAGAGAGGAACUAAAAGACUAUAUAGAAUUGGUCAGGGGGGACAGAGAAAUAGACAAUGAUUUAAAUUGUUUAAACAUAUAGAUCACAACUAAGCAAGCCAAAAGCCAAAGGCGACAGUGGCAAAGAACCAAAACUCAAUCAGGGACAGAAUGGAGAACAAAAAACAACCCCAACUGUAUAUCAGACACUAUAAAUCCAUUAUAAACAUAGACGUGUAGGUUUGAUUAUGAAUUGUUUUGUAUAUGCACUUAUUGGGUGAAUUUAUAAUUAAAUCAACUAAUGGCCUAAAGGAUUCCAAGGUAAUCUUUGAUAAACACAGAAUAUGAGAAUAUUUUUAUAAGCAAGUGCUCUUGAGUUUAAACCAAAAUAAAUAAAGGAAAGAGUGUUGUUGUUGAGUC